UUAUCCUUCACACAGAGGAAGCCAAAAUAUUCAGCAACACGCCGGCUGCAUUUGAAGUCCAAACUGCUGAAGAAGGCUGCUUCUAUGCUCGUGGCUGAACGUGAACAGAGGAAACAGGAGAAGGAGAAAGUUGUGAACGAGAGCUUCCCUCCUCUGAAGUUGUCAGGUCUGUCAGUCCAGGAACUCCAGGAUCUUUGCAAAGAACUACAUAAAAAAAUUGAUGUUGUAGAUGAAGCUCGUUAUGAUCUGGAGGUUAAGGUUUCCAGAAAUGAGACAGAGAUCCAGACACUGAAUCAGAAGAUCAUUGGGCUGAAGGGGGCGAGGAGGCCCAGCUUAAAGAGGGUGAAGAAAACUACAGAUGACAUGCUGGGCGCAUGCACCGACAACUCCAAACUCAUGAAGGCUGAUUUCAAGGCCAACCUGAAGACAGUGAAGAAGGAGGAAGAAAAGAGGGAAGAAGUGACUGACUGGCGUAAGAAUGUGGAGGCCAUGUCGGGUAUGGAGGGCAGAAAGAAGCUGUUCAAUGCUGGACAAUAAAAAGAAUCAUCAUCCAAAUUCAAGAAGGAGUUUCUAAAGCUAGUUUUGUAUAGACUGAGGCAGAGAUUAAAUUAAUGCACCAUUUAGAUUAUGCCAUGUUAAAAUAGUUUUAACUUUGAUUUAAUGUAAACAUGUAUGUAAAAUAUACUACUGAAUGCCACGGAAGACAGGGUGUAGGUUUCAUUUCAACACUGGGGGGGACACAUAUGAAAUGGGGGGUUUUAGUGGGCUCUCCAAAAGAAAAAUUUGAGCAUCAAGCACUUAAUUUCCCACAUUCUAGUGAAUUUUUAUGCACAAAUCUGUGCCUUUUCUGCAUUAAUUUAUAAUGUAAAUGUCUUUGUCAAAAUAAAAGUCCCCUGAUACUGCAUUUUUAUAUUGAGGGGUUGAGGGAGAUGUGUCUCCUGCACCCACCUCCUGAAAUCUGCAGCUAUGCAUGAAUGUAUUAAAAUAAAUUGUGUAGUAUACAGUACACUUUGUAUACUGAGAUUGUGCUAAAGAAGGGCUUAUUAAGCUUUAUGAGUUUGUCUUUUAAAGUGCUGUAUUUGUAUUACACAGAUGAUGGCACUGCUUCACUAUCUGUAAUACAUGUGAUGCUGAUUAAACAACUUUACUGCUUGGC
Molecule: messenger RNA, 1156 nt
Organism: Epinephelus fuscoguttatus (brown-marbled grouper)
Lineage: Eukaryota; Metazoa; Chordata; Actinopteri; Perciformes; Serranidae
Product: troponin I, slow skeletal muscle-like
Exons: 6
Biological process (GO): muscle contraction
Cellular component (GO): troponin complex
Source: RefSeq, a predicted model, not a curated record